CCGCCUCCCGAGAAGAAGGCGGGGCUUGCGAUUUACCACGUUGGGUUUGUCCGCAGCGCUAAUUACUUUUUCCGAAGGCUGGGGAGCCUCACUCCCGCUGGCGCCGCCGCCUCGCGCGCUCCUGCUCCGUCGCGGCCGCGCGGGGGGCGCCUGCUCCCGAGGACCAUGUGUGACGGCGCCCUGCUGCCCCCCCUGGCCCUGCCCCUGCUGCUGCUGCUGCUCUGGGGACUGGACCCGGGCACAGCUGUCGGCGACGCGGCGGCCGACGUGGAAGUGGUGCUCCCGCGGCGGGUGCGCCUGGAAGACGUGCACCUGCCGCCCCUGCCCGGCGCCCCCGGGCCCCGCAGGCGCCGGCGGCCCCGCGCGCCCCCCGCAGCCCCGCGCGCCAGGCUGGGGGAGCGCGCCCUGCUGCUGCACCUGCCGGCCUUCGGGCGCGACCUGUACCUGCAGCUGCGCCGCGACCUGCGCUUCCUGUCCGGCGGCUUCGAGGUGGAGGAGGCCGGCGCAGGCGGGAGCCACGGACGGUCAGCCGAGCUGUGCUUCUACUCCGGCAGCGUGCUCGGCCACCCCGGCUCCCUCGUCUCGCUCAGCGCCUGCGGCGCCGCCGGCGGCCUGGUUGGCCUCAUCCAGCUUGGGCAGGAGCAGGUGCUCAUCCAGCCCCUCAACAGUUCCCAGGGACAAGAGCAUCUGGUCAGGCGCAAAUGGUCCUUGACACCCAGCCCCUCUCCCGAGGCCCAGAUACCUGGGCAGCGCUGCAAGGUCCUCACAGAAAAGAAGAAGCCGAGGAGGGGCCGGCCAUCGUGGGACGGGCGGCAGCGGAGAAACGCCAUCCGGCUGACCAGUGAGCACACGGUGGAGACCCUGGUGGUGGCCGACGCCGACAUGGUGCAGUACCACGGGGCUGAAGCAGCCCAGAGGUUCAUCCUCACCGUCAUGAACAUGGUAUACAAUAUGUUUCAGCACCAGAGCCUUGGAAUUAAAGUCAACAUUCAGGUUACCAAGCUUGUCCUGCUACGACAACGUCCUGCCAAGUUGUCCAUUGGGCAUCAUGGUGAGCGGUCCCUGGAGAGCUUCUGUCACUGGCAGAAUGAAGAGUACGGAGGUGCACGGUACCUCGGCAACAACCAGGUUCCAGGAGGCAAGGACGACACGCCCCCCGUGGAUGCUGCUGUAUUCGUGACCAGGACAGAUUUCUGCGUACACAAAGAUGAACCUUGUGACACCGUUGGAAUUGCUUACUUAGGAGGUGUGUGCAGUGCUAAGAGGAAAUGUGUGCUUGCCGAAGACAAUGGCCUCAAUUUGGCCUUUACCAUCGCUCAUGAGCUGGGCCACAACUUGGGCAUGAACCACGACGACGACCACUCCUCCUGCGCCGGCAGGUCCCACAUCAUGUCGGGAGAGUGGGUGAAAGGCCGGAGCCCCAGCGACCUCUCCUGGUCCUCCUGCAGUCGAGAUGACCUCGAGAACUUCCUCAAGUCAAAAGUCAGCACCUGUCUGCUGGUCACAGACCCCAGGAGCCGGCACGCGGUGCGCCUGCCCCACAAGCUGCCAGGCAUGCACUACAGUGCCAGCGAGCAGUGCCAGAUCCUCUUUGGCACCAAUGCCACCUUCUGCAGAAACAUGGAGCAUCUGAUGUGCGCUGGACUGUGGUGCCUGGUGGAAGGAGAUACGUCCUGCAAGACCAAACUGGACCCUCCCCUGGAUGGCACAGAGUGUGGGGCAGACAAGUGGUGCCGCGCGGGGGAUUGUGUGAGCAAGACACCCAUCCCAGAGCACGUGGACGGAGACUGGAGCCCCUGGGGUGCCUGGAGCAUGUGCAGCCGCACGUGUGGGACGGGAGCCCGCUUCCGGCAGAGGAAAUGUGACAACCCUCCCCCAGGACCAGGAGGCACGCACUGCCUGGGUGCCAGUGUGGAGCACACAGUCUGUGAGAACCUGCCCUGUCCCAAGGGCCUGCCCAGCUUCCGUGACCAGCAGUGCCAGACGCACGACCGGCUGAGCAGCAAGAAGAAGGGCCUGCUUACUGCAGUGGUGGUUGACGAUAAGCCGUGUGAACUCUACUGCUCACCCCUUGGGAAGGAGUCCCCUCUGCUGGUGGCCGAUAGAGUCCUGGACGGCACGCCCUGCGGGCCCUACGAGACGGAUCUCUGCGUGCAUGGCAGGUGCCAGAAAAUCGGCUGUGAUGGCAUCAUCGGGUCUGCGGCCAAGGAAGACCGGUGUGGGGUCUGCAGCGGGGACGGCAAGACCUGCCGCGUGGUCAAGGGCGACUUCAGCCACGCUCGGGGCACAGUCAGGAAUAAUCUUUGUACCAAAGUGUCCACAUGUGUGAUGGCAAAGGCUGUUCCCAGGCGUUUCUCAUGUUAUAUUGAAGCUGCCAUCAUUCCAGCCGGAGCUCGAAGGAUUCGUGUGGUGGAGGAUAAACCUGGCCACAGUUUUCUGGCUCUCAAAGACUCCAGUAAGAGAUCUAUCAACAGUGACUGGAAGAUAGAGCUCCCUGGAGAGUUCCAGAUUGCAGGCACAACCGUCCGCUAUGUUCGAAGGGGCCUGUGGGAGAAAAUUUCUGCCAAGGGACCGACCAAAAUGCCGCUGCAUCUGAUGGUGUUGUUAUUUCAUGACCAAAAUUACGGAAUUCAUUAUGAAUACACCAUUCCUGUAAACUACACGACUGAAAAUCAAAGUGAGCCAGAAAAACCCCAGGACUCCUUGUUCAUCUGGACCCACAGCGGCUGGGAAGGGUGCAGUGUGCAGUGUGGCGGAGGGGAACGCAGAAGCAUCGUGUCCUGCACACGGAUUGUUAACAAGACCACAACGCUAGUGAACGACAGUGACUGCCCUCAGGCCAGCCGCCCGGAGCCCCAGGUUCGAAGGUGCAACUUGCACCCCUGCCAGUCACGGUGGGUGGCAGGCCCGUGGAGCCCCUGCUCAGCAACCUGCGAGAAGGGCAUCCAGCACCGGGAAGUGACCUGCGUGUACCAGCUGCAGAACGGCACACACGUUGCCACCCGGCCCCUCUACUGCCCCGUGCCCCGGCCAUCACCAGUGCAGAGCUGCGAGGGCCAGGACUGCCUGUCCAUCUGGGAAGCAUCGGAGUGGUCACAGUGUUCUUCCAGCUGUGGCAAAGGCACACAGAAACGGACUGUGACGUGCACCAACUCCCAAGGAAAAUGCGAUGCGUCCACUAGGCCGAGAGCCGAGGAGCCCUGUGAGGACUACUCCGGCUGCUAUGAGUGGAAAACCGGGAGCUGGUCCAAGUGCUCGUCGACCUGUGGGAAGGGCCUGCAGUCCCGGGUGGUGCAGUGCAUGCACAAGGUCACCGGGCGCCACGGCAACGAGUGCCCUGCCCUCUCCAAGCCAGCUGCCUACAGACAGUGCCACCAGGAAGUCUGCAAUGACAAGAUCAACGUGAACACCAUCACCUCCCCUCGCCUCGCUGCCCUGACCUACAAAUGCACGCGGGACCAAUGGACAGUGUACUGCAGGGUCAUCCGAGAGAAGAACCUCUGCCAGGACAUGCGGUGGUACCAGCGCUGCUGCCAGACGUGCAGGGACUUCUAUGCGAACAAGAUGCGCCAGCCGCCCCCACCGCCGAGCUCCUGACAGGCAGCCCGCUGGUCCUGCGAUGCUCCAACGCGAGGUCUGCGUCCCGACGCCACGGCUAGAUGAAAGCCCACCCACCUGAGAGCCCACCGGUCCUGCGGCCGGGACCCACCGAGGCACACCGCGGCUCACCCAGGAGGCUGUCCCGAGAAUCCGACUGCAUAGAACUUGAGAGCGGACUUGACGUUUGCUUAGUGCUUUUAUACUUAAUAUAUUGUUAACAGCCACUGGAUGGCUUUCUACGAUAAGGAAAAAAAAUAGGCAUGAGUCACAAAAUAAUUGUAAUUUCUAAGUUCCACGUACCUCAAAGGGAACACCUCUGACAGACAGUUGUCGAGAGACGUCACGGGCGCCCCUGUCUUGACUUUUCCUCUGACGUUUGAAUUCCCAGUGCUCAAUGUACCGCGAGGUGGGGGUGGGGGUGGGGGGAGGAUAUCCCCCAAAAUGAGAUGCUUUCCUUUAAAAACAGGCUUUAUUCUCAAAGCCAGUGAUGCUCUGGAUGGGAGGAGGCUUCUCUGGAGAGGGGGCACUGCCGGAGCUCCCCAGACACCACCAGGACGCCACGUGGCCCUGCGCCAGGUCAGGGAACAUGCUCUCUAGGUCCUGGGUCUCUCCUGGGAGGUCUUGUCCCUGGGAGGCUGAGUGUGUGUGAACCACCAAGGAUGCCAGGCCUAUGUAGCUCUGCACAGCAGCCACAUGGGGGAGAAUGUUCCAGUGGUGUCCGGGUGAGAGGACGCAGCUAGUUUUUCAGAUCUCUGUGGUCCCCCACACAGGGGGACAGAAGAGCCGCUCCUCAAGGUGCUGCGCGCGGAGGCACGUGCCGGUCUAGCCUUGGGCUUGCUGCCUGCGCAGAGGUGAGCUCAGCGCAGCUUUCUGAGCGUGAGGCGCUCCCUCUCUGCUCCCAGGGACCUCUGCUCUAGCCAGAGGUCAGGAAGCUUUGCACCCGUUAGAGAAGGCUUCGUGCUGACCCUGGCCAUCUAUCUGAAGUUGAUUCUUCUUGGAAGCGCUGACUCAGGCUCAGACCUGGUGCUUCACCCUGACACGGGGCGGGUUUCCUCCAGGACCACCCAGCCUGGCAGAGGAGUGCCCCCUGCCCGGGAUGGCUGUGCGCUCAUCCCGCUCUCCUGUGGUCCAGACCAUGCAGUGUUCGCCACUGUCAUGCUGUCGUUACUGACCCACGUUAGUGGGGCAAGGAUGACAGAAAAGCCUGCAGAAGGCGUUUGCCUCCUACGGUCACCUUACCCCUCAAAACAUGGUUGGGCCCUCUUCUGAACGCAGGAAGAUGACAGGAAUGUGUGAAAGCACAAAAGAUGGUAGGACCCUGCCCGCCGGGGAAGCUGGGGGAAGGGGACCCAACAUGCUGGGAGGUCUGGUCUGCUGGCCAGCCUGGUGGGUGUUUGAUGGGUGCUUCUAUUCAAGGACUUUAUCAUGAAAAACCCACCCUCUCCUCCCUUAUUUCAGAGGGGAUCUUACUUAGGCUAAUCUCCACAGGAUCAUCUCCAAGUGCUUCUUGAUUUACUGGUGCUGUGUUUAUGUAUCUGUGUUUGUGUUUUUGACGUCACAACUUUGGAGUCAGCUUAAAUCAGAAAGAAAGAGACACUCUGCCCUGUCCAGCCUGCCCUGCGGGCUUGUUUUGCUUUCUGAUUGUUACUACCCCGGAGACAGAGAAGUGGUCGGAUGGCCGGGCAUCUGUUCAGUUCCACUUGAAUCUGUGAGAAGUGUUGAGAAAUCUCCUUAGGUGCUCUUUGGAAAGACCCCGGAGGGUGCCAGGCUGGGGCGGCCCAUCUGCAGGGCGAGCUCCUGCAGCUGCCCAGGACCUGUGCAGCAACGCUGUCCUCCCUGCUCCGGCUUGGCCGUCAGCAGACUCCCCCAAGGCCCUCAAAGCCUUGGGGAGCUAGGGCUUAGUUUUCCCCCAGCCCCAGAUGAGCUGUGCUUUACCAUGGAUGGACGGAAAGCUCUCAGCCUUGGGGGCUGAGGAGCGGAAUCAGGGCAGCCAGCCAAGAAGUCAGGGCAGCCUUGCGCGCUGUCUGUAUGGGAACCAGGGGCCCACCCGAGCUGGGCAGGCCUGUGCAUGGCCCAGAGGUGAGCCCUUUUCCUGGUGCUUCUCAGUCUCCCCAUUGGCCACCCUGGCCGUGUCAACUGGACACCCCUGGCAAGGGCCCCACACCCUCAGAAUGCAAGUGAUUGAUCCAGUUAUCAUUAAACAUCCCUUUGGUUCCCCAAAGUUCGGGUUUUUCUGAGCUCUUGUAGCUCUUGCUGGCACUGUCGCUCUGAAAUUCACCAGCCCGCCUUCUGUUCACGGCACAAGCAAUGGUUGAUCUCGGUGAAGCCGUCACGGCAUUCUUGCUCCACUUUGUACAGAAGACAAUGAAACCCUGUCAUUGCAACAGUGAUGUUUCUUUAGUAACAAUACCCCGUACUGUCACUCAAGUACUGUACCUUUUUGGUUGCACAAAUGUGUUACUAACUACAGACUCUCACAAUCUUAUGGUGCUAUUUCAUUGGUGCAAAUGAAACCCUCUCGGUUGACCAUGGCUUGAUAUUAUCAGAACACAGGGAAAGAUCCUCAAUGGCAAUAAUAUCAUUGCUUUGUUCUCUUUUCUUCAUUUCAGAGUCAAAUGUAUAUAUUUUCCAUUAGUUAACUUACGUACUGUACCCAUGGUAUUUUUGUUUUACUUUUUGGUGCUGGUUUGAAAGGAAAAAAAAGAACAGAAGACAAACAUUGGACACCACUGUAAAUGAAAAAUUAAUCAUUUCAUUGGAAGUGAGUUGAAUAUGUUUAAUAAAAUGUUCUUCCAUAACAA
This is a messenger RNA of Capra hircus (goat), 6401 nucleotides long. It is a transcript of the gene ADAMTS17, whose product is annotated as ADAM metallopeptidase with thrombospondin type 1 motif 17. The coding region runs from base 166 to 3597 and encodes 1143 amino acids. Gene Ontology annotation, biological process: proteolysis; extracellular matrix organization. NCBI's taxonomy places the organism in Eukaryota, Metazoa, Chordata, Mammalia, Artiodactyla, Bovidae. The record is from RefSeq and is a predicted model, not a curated record. Gene Ontology annotation, molecular function: metalloendopeptidase activity. The transcript is spliced from 24 exons. Gene Ontology annotation, cellular component: extracellular matrix.